Messenger RNA from Volvox carteri f. nagariensis, 540 nucleotides. RefSeq lists its product as uncharacterized. The transcript has 5 exons. The coding region runs from base 1 to 540 and encodes 179 amino acids. NCBI's taxonomy places the organism in Eukaryota, Viridiplantae, Chlorophyta, Chlorophyceae, Chlamydomonadales, Volvocaceae. The record is from RefSeq and is a predicted model, not a curated record.
AUGGGGAAGUCUCGAGGCGGCAAGUACCCCCACAAGGGCAAAGGCUCCCGAAAAGGCCCUGCUGAGGAAGACGGGUCAGACGAGGAGGACUAUGAGCACCAGCAGCGCGGCCUCGGCGGCCAGCGUGCUAACGUAGGCAUGCUGCCCCCGAGCGAUAGCGAGGACGACGAGGGUGAGCAGCCUGCCAGCAAGGGGGAGGCAUCCUCGUCUCAGCCCAGCGGUCAGAACAAGAACGCUGGCAAGAUGCCGCCCAGCGACAGCGAGGGCGAUGAGGAUGACGAUAGCAGUAGUGACGAUGACCCGACCCCGGAGUACCUUCGUACGGCACCGACCGCGAGGAAGAAGGAGCCGGUGGUAGAGCCCAGGUCUGAGGAGCAGGUGCGCAAGGAUCUGGAUCGACUGGAGCUGAUCCGCAAAAAACGUGAGGAGGACCGGCUCAAGCGGAUAGCGGAUGAGGGCUGGGACCGCUUCGCCCCAAUUUCGGAUACCAACAAGCCGCCGGGAUACGUGCCAUCCGAUCACCCCAGCAAACAAGCCUAG